Messenger RNA from Chrysoperla carnea, 1111 nucleotides. RefSeq lists its product as uncharacterized. Bases 130 to 483 code for a protein of 117 amino acids. NCBI's taxonomy places the organism in Eukaryota, Metazoa, Arthropoda, Insecta, Neuroptera, Chrysopidae. The record is from RefSeq and is a predicted model, not a curated record. The transcript is spliced from 5 exons.
UGUUAUCUAUUAUGCUACUACGACCUUAUCAAUCAAUCAGUGAUAUUUUAUUUAUUAUGCUCAUAAAAUUCAUUCUAUAAUUUUCAAUCAAAAUUAUUUGAUCCGUUUGUUGUAAAAAAUUUUGUCAAAAUGAAAUAUUCUCUAUUUUUAGUUGUUUUAUAUGUUUCAUACAUCAGUGCAUGUAGUAGAUGUUCAUACACCAGUGCAUGUAGUACAUGUUCAUCAUAUUCAUCAUCAUGUAGACACCACUGUCCCAACAACUCCCGAGGUAUUCAAUUUAGAAGUUUCAAUUACUGGAAAUCAGCACCAAUUGGAAGCUGUAUGACAUGCAGGUGUCUUCGAGAUCAAAGAGUCGAGUGUUUAACAUGCACUUCGAAAUGUAUUAGUCCCGGUAGUUCAUGUUACAUAUCUAAAGAUAACAGUUUGCAGUAUCCAGAGUGUUGUCCAAAAAUCGUGUGCCCUAAAAAACACAAUUAUGGAUAAUUAAUUUUGUUUGUGUUUAAGUAGAAACUUUAAUAAAUGUAUAUAUUUUAAUAGGAACUUUAAUAAAUAUAUGACUUUGUAUCAAAUAUUUGCUACAAUUUAUUGAUAGGGUUGAUCAAUGAAUUUCUUUGAAUCUUUAGGAAUGAGGAUGAAUCUUUAGGAUGAUCUCUUUGACGUCUUUACCAAAAGUUUAAAUUGAGCCUCAAUGUUUAAAAUUUUUAUUAAUUUAAAUUUCACCACAGAAACCAUUGACCUUUUCAGGACGUCAAAAAAUUUCCGGAUGCAUGGUUUGAAAUGUAAAUACAGCACCUAUUUUAUAUUUAUAAUAAAUGUUUUGUCUUUAUGGUUGAAUUUUUCAGGUUAGUAUUGAUUGCAUCUUGAAAUUUUGUAUUCAGCUUUUCAUUCUGUUAAAAUCAAAGACAGAAUGUUGGAAUGAAAAUUCAACCCAAUAUUAAAAAGGUAUACAAUAAGAAUGAGGAUGGCACCCAGGUUUGAUCGGGAGACUCCCGAAAUUGCGUUUUUUCUUCCGAGUUCAGUUAAAAAUGAAAUUUUAAGCAUUUUUAAUUUCGCUCACACGUUUUUGAUGAACUAGAACUAUUCAUUGAAAGUUGAGCUAUUAUGACGUGCU